Molecule: messenger RNA, 2987 nt
Organism: Mollisia scopiformis
Lineage: Eukaryota; Fungi; Ascomycota; Leotiomycetes; Helotiales; Mollisiaceae
Exons: 4
Coding region: 285-2678 (797 amino acids)
Source: RefSeq, a predicted model, not a curated record
CACUCGAACCCUUCUGCAUCGUUGUUUGCAUUGCAUUGUUAAUGUGCCUUUGCUGUUAUUUCUGCCUAUCCUAUCAUUUCAGUCGACUCCGAGUCAAAGCUACUCCUUCUCGCCCCUGCAUUCCGUUCAUACCCCCCGCAUCUUGACGAGGCUCCAGCCUCACUCUUUCCAUUCUAUGUUCAAAGCAUCUUCCAACUAUCUAUACAUUCUUAACCCAAUUGCCUGUUCUGAACAUCACCUUUUUUAUAUCUCACUAUUCUCCAACUACUAAACCCUCUCCAGCCAUGUCCACCUCAGCAAAGCCCCUCACGAUGUCAGAAAUCGAACUCUCAGAAAAAGCGGUCUCAGAAGAUCACUCAUGGACCAUGAUCUCCUCCCCCGAAAUCCCCUUCGGCGGCCUCUCCACAGCCGAAACGCCCCCCUCCUCACAACUCCUCGUCAACCUCCCACCCUACAACUACAGCCCCCUCCCCGGCGACCGUAACAUCCGCAUCCUAGAAGUCUACGGAGCAGACUCCUACGACACGACUCUCUGCUUCAGAAUAACCACCGUAUCCCUGGACUCUGCCCCACCCUACUACGCCGUCUCCUACUGCUGGGAAAACCAAACCCCCACCCAACUCGUAAUCUGCGAAGGCCAAACCAUAACCCUAACCAUCAACUGCGAAGCCGCACUGAAGCAAUUCCGGCCGCGGCAAGGCGAGACGGUGCUCAUCUGGAUCGACGCCGUCUGCAUCGACCAAGCGCGCGGCGCGGUGCGGGAGCGCAACGAGCAGGUUUUUAUGAUGGGCGACGUGUACGCGAAGGCGGCUCAGGUGUGGGUGUGGCUUGGGUCCGAUCGGAUGAAAAGCUUGCCUGUGUCGACGAUUCGGAUUUUGAAUUGGUUGCGGGAUUUGAGCGUUGCGGCUUCGAUUAAGAGUUUCCAGAGGAGGGACGAUGAGGUUUUGAGGGUGGCGCUGGAGAUGAAUCAUCAAGACCUCCACGACCUAGAAUACGACAUGCCCUGGUUCACCCGCAUCUGGGUCCUCCAAGAAGUCCUCCUCUCCCGCAGCGCCAUCCUCUACCGCGACACCAUCCCCAUCAACUACCGCGGCCUGAUCAACGCCACGAACCUCAUCGCCUCGCUCGCCUCCUCCAACCCAGCCCUUCUUUUGCACGACACCUAUCUCCGCACCAACUUCCGGAUGUUCCGGCGUCUCGAAGCCAUAAAAGCUAAGCCGGGCUCCUCUUCCGGUCUCCGCCAGAUCUGGAAUAAUGCUCGUCGAUUUUACUCUUCUGAUCCGAGGGAUAAGGUGUUCGCGCUGCAUUCCCUGUUGACGAGUAUCGGGCUCCCUUUGCCGCCGCCGGAUUACACGAAAGAUGUCGGGACCGUAUACCGUGAGACGACAAAAGCGAUCUUGGUUUAUGAUCGCAGUCUCGGGAUAUUAAAACAAAUCACGGGACUAGGAGUACGAACCGAUCUGAGUUCUUGGAGUCCGGACUGGAAUCAGCGCGUGUAUCCAAAGCGACCGUUCGCGCGGCCCGGAAUGCGGUUCCAGGCAUCGGGAAGAUCAAGGCCUGCGUUUAAGUUUUCGGCGGAUGGGAAAUUGGCUAUUUGUCAGGGGAAGAUCAUCGAAUCUAUAUCGAUGGUGGCGAAAGAUUCAAUGACGCAUACAUGGGAACGCUUAGGACAGAUACAGAAAUAUCUGGAAUGGACGCUUAAUGCUUUACCACAAGAAGAGUUUUGGAGAGAAGUCUUGGAACGGAACCCCGAAUGGAGCGAGAGUAUAUUGUUGGUAUGGAACGUGCACGUUCUGCAGACAUUGAUAGCAUUCGUUGCUUCAACGGCGAACGAGGAUCAAGCGGAAGAAGAUAUAUACAAAGAUCUCCAAGAUUGCCUGGGGGAUUUUAUCGAGAGCGAUUCCGGAUCCUUUGCCCGAGUAGCGAAGUUCGGAGACUGGGACGCGUGGCGGAAUAGUAUUAUGGCGGAAUAUUCAGAUGAGAAAUGGAAAGUAGGGAAAGGAAAAGAAACAGAGAAGCCAGAGGAAACAGAGGAAACAGAGAAAAGCGACGAAACAGAGAAACCAGCCAAACCAGAAGAACCCGACAACCCAGACAAACCAGAAGAAACACCCCCUCCAGACAGCACACCACAAACCACACAAACACCAGACCCAUCCCAACCAGACCCAUCCCAACCAGACAAACCCCUUCCGUCACCCCCCAUCUCCACCCCACCACUCCCCCACCGCCCCUCCAUCCCCCAACACCAAGACUCCCAAAUCUCCCUCGUCGGCCACCGCGAAAUAACCGAUUUCCAACACCUCCGCACGCGCCUCCUCUCCUCCCCCGCCUCGACAUCCGCCCUGCUCUCCACGCCUGAGUUCCGCGCCUGGUCGCGGGUCUGUGAAGAACACAGUCAAGCCGCUUUACACGGCGCCAUAAUCAGCACGACGCACUACCAGACGCUGUUCCGGACGCAGACGACGAACAAGUUGGGCAUGGCGCCGCAUUCGGUCAGAGAAGGGGAUCAGAUCGCGUUGCUGGCUGGGCUGGAUAGCCCGAUGGUGAUUCGGGCGGUGGGGAAUGGGAACUGGAGGAUGGUUAGUGCCGGGUAUGUUUGUGGGAUGAUGGGAGGGGAGGCUUGGGAUAGGGAAUGGAAUAGGGGAGAAGGGCUUGAUGAGUUGACGUUCGAAUAAGGAGAAUCCACAACGGGAGUAGGGCAAGGGGAAGCGAGACUCGAUUCAGGACGAGACGACGCAGACAGCGGAUAAUAGUCGAUCCUUCCUUGAAAUAGACGCCUCCGAGCCUCUGUGCAACCCGUAACGACCAAAAGAGACGACAACUUCAAAACUUCUGCAUGAAGCAAAUACUACACCAGCCACAGCAGAAAACAAGAAAAACGGCAACAACGGAUGAACCUAAGCGCCGACUUCGCACCGAUGAUCCUCGAUUCGUCACCCAAAAAGACGGUGAACGACAACAAACGACACCAUAAAUAACCACAC